Kalmanozyma brasiliensis GHG001 is the source of this 1383-nucleotide messenger RNA. RefSeq lists its product as uncharacterized. The record is from RefSeq and is a predicted model, not a curated record. The coding region runs from base 1 to 1383 and encodes 460 amino acids. The transcript has a single exon. NCBI's taxonomy places the organism in Eukaryota, Fungi, Basidiomycota, Ustilaginomycetes, Ustilaginales.
AUGAAGUUCCAGUCUCUGGUCCCCUUCGUCGUCCUGGCGGUCGGCCUGAGCGCCCACGCUGCACCUACGUCGUUCAACUCCGCUUCGAGCAACAGCCUCAUGGCACGUAAUCCUAAACCCUUCCAAGGUCUCUCCAUUUUCAUUCGAGGCGGCGGUCAUGAGGGUGACGACGACAAGAAGUGGAGCCACGGCGGAGGAGAGGAGGGUGGUGACGACAAGGGUGGCGACGACAAGGGUGGCGACGACAAGGGUGGCGACGACAAGGGUGGUGAUGAGGAAGGAGACGAGGGAGAGGAAGGAGGCGACGACGAGGGUGAUGAAGGAGAAGGCGGUGAAGAGAAGGGCGUAGGCGGCAAGAAGCGUGGCGGUAAGAAGGGCGGCCACGGCGGUGGUGACGACAAGAAAGGUGGCGACGAGGGUGAUGACGACGAGGGCGGCAAAGGUGGUAAGGGUGGCAAGGGAGGCGAAGGUGAUGACGAGGGCGACGAUGAGGGUGACGACGAGGGUGGCAAGGGCGGCAAAGGUGGUAAGGGAGGCGAAGGAGGCGAAGGCGACGACGAGGGUGAUGACGAGGGUGGUAAGGGUGGUAAGGGUGGGAAGGGAGGCGAGGGUGAUGAUGAGGGUGACAACGGUGGCAAGGGUGGCAAGGGAGGUGAAGGCGACGAUGAGGAUGACGACGAGGGCGGCAAAGGUGGUAAGGGUGGCAAGGGAGGCGAAGGUGAUGACGAGGGCGACGAUGAGGGUGACGACGAGGGUGGCAAGGGCGGCAAAGGUGGUAAGGGAGGCGAAGGAGGCGAAGGCGACGACGAGGGUGAUGACGAGGGUGGUAAGGGUGGUAAGGGUGGGAAGGGAGGCGAGGGUGAUGAUGAGGGUGACAACGGUGGCAAGGGUGGCAAGGGAGGUGAAGGCAACGAUGAGGAUGACGACGAGGGCGGCAAGGGCGGCAAGGGCGGCAAGGGCGGCAAGGGUGGCAAGGGUGGCAAGGGAGGUGAAGGCGACGAUGAGGGUGACGACGAGGGCAGCAAGGGAGGCGAGGGCGAUGACGAGGGUGACAAGGGUGGCAAGGGAGGUGAAGGUGACGAUGAGGGUGACGACGAGGGCGGCAAGGGCGGCAAGGGUGGCAAGGGAGGUGAAGGCGACGAUGAGGGUGACGACGAGGGCGGCAAGGGUGGCAAGGGAGGCGAGGGCGAUGACGAGGGUGAUAAGGGUGGCAAGGGAGGUGAAGGUGACGACGAGGGCGAUGAUGACGAGGGUGGCAAGGAUGGCGAAAGCGAUCACGGCGAGAAGGGUGGCCACGGACAAGGAGGCCAUGGCGGUCACAAGGGUCACGGUCACGGUCACGGAGGCGGCAGGAAGGGCGGCUGGGGUCACCACGGCUACUAG